Molecule: messenger RNA, 1761 nt
Organism: Magnolia sinica
Lineage: Eukaryota; Viridiplantae; Streptophyta; Magnoliopsida; Magnoliales; Magnoliaceae
Product: probable purine permease 5
Exons: 3
Coding region: 86-1255 (389 amino acids)
Cellular component (GO): membrane
Molecular function (GO): purine nucleoside transmembrane transporter activity
Source: RefSeq, a predicted model, not a curated record
UUUUCGGCAAUCCUACGGCAAUUGCGUUUCUGAAAAUUCCCCACCCCCCCCAAAAAAAAGGGGUUUUCUCAAAAACCGUUUUUUAAUGAAUCCACAAAACUCAGAGUCACAGCAGACGAAUCUUCCCAACGGGCCACCUUCAGAGGCAUCAGGAUCUUUCUUCUCAUGGCAAGACCGGAUUUCCAAACUUGCAACCUCAGCAUGGGAAACAUACAGAAGCAAGACAAUCUCGUAUUGGAUCCUAUUAUUUCUAAGCAGCAGCGCAAUGCUUGUGGCAUUUCCUGCUUCAAGCCUUCUAUCUCGUCUUUAUUUUGCCAAUGGAGGCAAGAGCAAGUGGAUCAUUUCAUGGGUGGCAGUUGCAGGAUGGCCCAUAACUGCAAUAUUCUUAAUUCCUCUGUAUUUCAUCCGUAAAAUCACGCCUACACCUUUCACUCUCAAACUGACCAUCUCUUACAUGGGGCUGGGCUUCCUUAGUGCUGCUGAUAACCUUAUGUAUGCAUGGGCCUACGCUUAUCUUCCCGCAUCGACUGCUUCUUUGCUUGCAUCGUCCUCUCUCAUUUUUUCUGCGCUGUUCGGAUACUUCAUCGUAAAAAACAAACUGACGCCCUCUACUCUAAAUGCCAUUGUCAUCAUCACUGCUGCUGUAGUAAUUAUAGCCUUAGAUUCAAAUUCGGAUCGGUUUAGUGGCAUCAGUAACAAGCAAUACGCAUUGGGUUUUUUCUGGGACAUUUUAGGAUCGGCUCUACAUGGGCUGAUAUUCGCGCUUUCAGAGCUAGUUUUCGUCAAGCUGUUGGGCAGAAGAUCCUUCCAUGUUGUAUUGGAGCAGCAGGUCAUGGUUUCAUUAUUUGCUUUUGUAUUCACCACGAUCGGAGUUCUUGUGAAUCGGGACUUUCAGGCGAUGAAAACAGAAGCGGGCCGUUUCAAGCACGGGGAAAUCUCAUACUACAUGGUUCUAAUCAUGGGUGCUGUAACUUUUCAGCUGGGAGUUUUAGGAAGCACUGCUGUUCUUUUUCUGACUUCGACUGUGCUUGCUGGCGUUCUUAAUGCAGUCAGAGUACCUCUUACUAGUGUUGCGGCGGUCGUUCUUUUCCACGACGCCAUGAGCGGUUUGAAGAUCCUGUCAUUGAUCAUUACUGUUUGGGGUUUUGGGUCUUACAUAUUCGGCAAUUCCGGUAUUAUUUCUGGAAGGCUAGGAUGCGAGCAUGAUUCGCAUGAGAUUGAAGGUCUGCUUCGAGGCACGUGCAAAUGUGCGUGACAUCUGGGUCAUUCUCCAAGUGGGCCCCACCAUCAACAUGCCCUGCACCAAUAUUAGUCUGGUUCAUUCAUAAAAUGGUCCAAGUUGCAUGCAGAAUAAGGAGUAUUCGUCACUCUUUCUUACUGUCCAGUGUUUCUCAUCCAUAAUGCUGGCCUGAUUUUUGGCCAAUGUUCCCAGUGGGUCCCACCAGAUUGAUGGUAAGGAUUCUUGUGCCACAAUGAAAACAUUCAAUCUCACAUAAGCCAUUUUUGUUAGCUGCGUGGUUCACCUUGAAAUCUUGCUGAGUCAAGUUGACACAUUCGAGUUUGAGUUGACUCAGCUCAAAAUCUUACCGAGUCGACUCAGUCAAGUUUGAGUUGAGACGCUGUGUUUUAGAACUAUGAUUUUGCAGGACUCUUGCUACAUGAUAUGUGGCUAGUAGUCGAACCCAAUCACCUGAUGGGCUCCAAUGUAAACAGGCCAUGUUGCGACGGUCGCAUGAAUUUAAGCAAAUACAAUCGGUGGUG